AGUCAAACUUCCUUAGGUUUAAAUCGAUAACUUUUUAGCUUGACGCAAGCGAGUGAAAGCUACCCGCAAGCUGAUACACAAAAGGAGUGGAGGACCUGCAGCAAUGGGAAUCAAACUGUACUACACCACCGUUACUGCCUCGCGGACGGUGAAGUCUCAACAGGCAGAAGUGAUUCGAAUCCUUGAGAGUAAAAGCAUCAAGUACGAGCUGGUCGACAUCUCUGUGGGCGGGGAGCUUCGUGACGAAAUGAGAAGCAAAGCCGGGAACCCCACGGCAGUCCCCCCCCAGCUGUUCAAUGAAGACCAGUACUGUGGGGACUAUGAAAUGUUUUCUGAGGCGGUGGAAGCGGAUACAGUGGACCAAUUUCUGAAACUGGCGUGAGGAGGACGUAGGAGUGUCAUUCUCC
Molecule: messenger RNA, 407 nt
Organism: Etheostoma spectabile (orangethroat darter)
Lineage: Eukaryota; Metazoa; Chordata; Actinopteri; Perciformes; Percidae
Gene: sh3bgrl3
Product: SH3 domain binding glutamate-rich protein like 3
Exons: 3
Coding region: 104-382 (92 amino acids)
Cellular component (GO): cytoplasm
Source: RefSeq, a predicted model, not a curated record